AUGUCGUCGUCAGGCACCACCAGAGAGUACCGCGGCCCUUCCAAGAAGCGCCUCUACCUCGCGCACCCGGAGCCCGACACGUACCUCACCCGUCGGCGCAUCACGCGCUUCAUCCCGCCAUCGCCGCCUCCUCCCCCUCCGCCCGUCAUCUGCGAGCCGCCGCCGCCGCCUCCCCCUCCGCCGAUCGUCGAGCCGCUCCCGGACCCCAUCCCCGAGCCGCCGUGCAUCGAUCCGGAGCCCCCCAUCGAGGUCAUCGCCGUCGACGUCGACCCGCCCGAGCGCCGCCGCCGCCGCCACAAGCACCGCUCCCGCUCCCACAGCCACUCCCGCCGCGAGACCCGCGAGAAGGAGGUCUACAUUGAGCGCGACCGCUUCGUCCCCGUCCCCGUGCCGGUCCCCGUCUGCGAGCAGCCCCGCUACGAGACGUACCGCUACGUUGAACCACCUCCCAGGCGCCCGGCCCUGCCGCCGCCGCCGCCGCGCCGCAGGUCCCCGGUCGAGGAGGAGCAACAGCGCAUAACCAUCAACAUCGACGACCGCCACCGGUCGCGCGAGUACUACGACCGGUAA
Molecule: messenger RNA, 570 nt
Organism: Purpureocillium lilacinum
Lineage: Eukaryota; Fungi; Ascomycota; Sordariomycetes; Hypocreales; Ophiocordycipitaceae
Source: RefSeq, a predicted model, not a curated record